AUGGUCGGAAUUAGAGAUAAGUUGACAAUUGAAAUUGUUGAACAUAACAAUGAAGUUUUUCCAAUAUUAAUUCGUGAUAUUGGAGUAAAUUUAAAAUCAGAAGAAGAUGUUGCUUUAGUCAGAUUUGAUAGUUACGCUGAUUUACUUGUACCAUUAAAAGUACCAGCGGAUGAAAUACAAACAUUAGAUCAUCUUAUUGAUUCAAUAAACAAUCAAUGUUGGAUACUUCCAGCUGUUUAUCGAGGAUAUAUAACGAAAAUCUUUUGGUUUAAACCACCAUGGGCUCACCAAUUUCAAGAUGGCAAAUAUAGUUUACAAGUUGGUAAAUGUCAAGAAACAGGAGUAUUAAAAAUUGUUUCAACAAAUCCAUAUUUUACAUCGAAUUGUGUUUAUUCAUCAGAUGAUAAACUUUCGAAUAUACGUACAGUUGAUAUUUAUGUAUCAACAGCUGGUUUAGCAAAAAAUUAUUCCACAAUUAUAGAAAAACCUCAUCCACCAAUCUAUGAUAAUGAUAGUGGAAGUGAAAGUCUUGAUGCUGAUAAAAGAAAAAAAGGAAAAGUAUCUGGAAAUGAUAUUAAUCAUAAAGAUGAUCCUACAAUACGACGAGUCUAUCCACUUGAUGCAACAUUAAUUGAUCAAUUACUUGAAACAAGACAAUUUAUGAUUGAUGUUGAUUUAUCAUUUUUUUCUACGGAUGAUUUUAUACGUAAACAAUUAGAUGAAAAUGAAUAUGAAAUUCUUCGUUAUGUUUACACACGUAUUGUACAUGAUCAUUCAGAUUUAGAAAUUCAACGAUAUAUAACAGCACGUGAAAGUGCCUUAGAACAAAUUCGUACAUUAAUGAAUGAAUAUUUAACUAGUCCAAAAUUAGAACAACCAGUACUUAUUGAUAAUCCUUAUCUAUCAGCAUUAAUCUCUAUUAUUCGUUAUAAAAAAUUAGAUUGGAAAGCAAUUCAUAACUAUGGUAUGCAUUUAUCUGAUACAAGACCACCAUUACAUGUAUCAUCAGAAGAAAUGGUUAUUUAUUUAACUGAAGCAAUGGCUAAAAUUUUACAAUCAAUUAAAAAAGAUCCUGUACUCAUUACUAUUUCAAGAUGUGUUGAUGAUGGUCAUUGUUCAUUAGAACAAGCGGAUUUAAUUCAACAAUAUGUUGAAAAAAAACUUCAAAAAUUAUAUAAAAUUGAUGAAACUAUUGGAAAAAGUUUAUUAACAAAUGAUGAAUAUGAUGAUGAAGAAAUAAAAGAUCGAAAAUCUAUGAUUAUAUCUGAUGAUGAUGAAAAUAGUCAUUCACCAACAAAUGGUAUAACAAAUCGAGCACCAAUUACUAAUGAAAGACCGAUUGGUACUGAUACGAUAAAUGCUAGUAAACAUAUAUCAUUAAAAAAAGAUAAUGAUACUGCUUUAUCACCAGCAUUAGAUGCAAAUAAUACAAAUUCACCAUCACCACUUGUUCCAUCACCAUCCAGAGAACAUUUAUCACCUGGUGAAAUAACUAAAACAAUGUCACCAUCAUCGCUUUCUGAAGCAUCUCCUACAUUAGAUUAG
Adineta steineri is the source of this 1545-nucleotide messenger RNA. NCBI's taxonomy places the organism in Eukaryota, Metazoa, Rotifera, Eurotatoria, Adinetida, Adinetidae. The record is from the annotation of a GenBank genome assembly.